AGGAUUUUUGGCAAGUUAACAAAAUACGUUUUAACUCUUUGAAUAGUUUCCAUUAAAGAUUUAGAUAUGGACUGGAUUUGGUCUCAGCUAGGUGAAACCGGCAAUCGAAUUUCUAAUACAGCACGUUCUGUUGUUAAAGACGUUACUAACGUCAUAUCACACAAAACUAAUGAGCCUAUAUGCUACAAAUCACCUGUAUGUACGUGUGAUCACAAACACUAUCAUGUACCAGUGGAGAGAUCAAGAUACAGGACUACUUGUAGGCCUCUGAGAGGAGGAUGCUCCGGAACAGGCGAAUUUCCUAUUUUUCAAAGUGUAUUUUUGUAUGGUGAUAGAGGUUCAGGAUUUCGUUUGAAACGAAAUGUUCAAGAUUUUGCUAAACUUCGACAGAAAUGCCUUGAUGAAGGUGUUUUAUUUGAAGAUCCGCAAUUUCCUGCUGAAGAUGCUUCGCUCUACUUUAGUAGAAGCCCUCCCGUAUAUAUAGAAUGGAAACGUCCACAUGAAUUAACACCUGAACCUCGACUAUUUGUAGAAGGAGCAACCAGAUUUGAUGUUAUUCAAGGAGAAUUGGGUGAUUGUUGGCUGUUAGCAGCUGUAGCAAACUUGACUUUAAAUGACAAUUUGUUUUUUCGAGUCGUGCCAGACGACCAGUCAUUUGUUAAAGAUUAUGCAGGAAUCUUUCACUUCAGAUUUUGGCAAUAUGGUAGAUGGGUAGAAAUUGUGGUAGAUGACAGACUUCCCACUAGUCGUGGACAAUUACUUUUUAUGCAUUCUAAACAUAAAAAUGAAUUUUGGAGUGCAUUACUCGAGAAAGCUUAUGCUAAACUUCAUGGAUCAUAUGAAUCACUACGUGGUGGGGCAGCAACCGAAGCUAUGGAAGACUUCACGGGAGGAUUGACAGAAUCUUAUGAGCUUAAUAAUGCUCCUAAUAAUCUCUUCUCAGUUAUGCUUAAAGCAUAUCAGAGAUGGUCUCUUAUGAGCUGUGCAAUAAAUCCAGAUCCUAAUGUUGUUGAAAAAGUAAAGGAUAAUGGUUUAGUCAUGGGUCAUGCAUAUAGCAUUACUAAAGUAAAACUGGUUGAAAUCAGAACUCCUAGAAUAACAGGAAAAAUUCCUUUAUUACGAGUAAGAAAUCCAUGGGGUGAAGGUGAAUGGAAUGGACCUUGGAGUGACAGGUCCCGAGAAUGGAGUUUGACUUCUGAAGAUGAAAGAAAAGAAAUUGGUUUAGUGUUUGAUAAAGAUGGAGAAUUUUGGAUUUCAUAUAAGGAUUUCCUAGAAAACUUUUCUUAUCUUGAAAUUUGUAACUUAAAUCCUGAUUCACUUGAAGAUGAACCCCUGACUAAGCUCUCAAGGAAGAAGUGGGAAAUGAGUAUGUAUGAAGGUUCUUGGGUAAAAGGUUGUACUGCUGGUGGAUGUCGGAACUUUGAAGGUGAUUUUAUUACUGGAGAUGAAUUAUACAUAAAACCACUUCCUAAAAGAUACUUACUGAACAAUCGUUCUGUUGCUCAGUGUGAUACGUACACCAAUCUUCGAGAAGUAAGCUGCAGAUUUAAAUUAGAGCCUGGAACAUAUUGUAUCAUUCCAACAACAUUUGAUCCUGGAGAAGAAGGUGAAUUUGUCCUACGAAUAUUUACAGAAAAACCAAAUGUUAUGACAGAAAAUGAUGAAGAUAUUAAUAUAACAGAACCUGAUGAACAGGAUGCUUCAGCUGUAACUGACCAGGAGAAGGGGGAGUUCAGAUUCAGGAGAAGAAUUAACAGACGUUAUCCUUAUGUUAAAGUGGAUGAAGAAUCUGAAGAAGAAAGAAAUAGAGAUCAACAACUUAAAGAUAUAUUUGCAAGAUUGGCAGGAGAAGAUAUGGAAAUAGAUUGCAAUGAAUUGCAGGAAAUAUUAAAUUAUGCCUUUAAAAAAGAAAUUGAUUUUGAUGGCUUCAGCCUAGAUGUAUGUCGCAGUAUGAUUGCUAUGGUGGAUGUAGACAGAACUGGAAAAUUAGGAUUAGAUGAAUUUAGGAAUCUUUGGCUUGAUAUUCGCAUGUGGAAGAAUGUAUUCAAAUUAUAUGACAAAGAUUUCAGUGGAUCACUGAAUACAAUGGAACUGAGAGCAGCACUUAAUUCAGCAGGUUAUCGCCUUAAUUUUCACAUUCUUCAAGCACUGGUUUUGAGAUAUGGAAAGAAAGGGAAAAUUACAUUUGACGAUUUCGUUAUGUGCGCUGUUAAAUUGAAAACAAUGAUAGAAAUUUUCAAGGAAAGAGAUCCAUUAAAAAUGGGAAGAGCAACAUUUACAUUAGAUGAGUGGGUGGAGAAAACGAUGUACAGUUAAAUAAAGACUAAGUGUCGUUCAAAAUUUUUAUUUAUUUUGUACAUAAUUGUAAAUUGUUUUAAAAUUUACGCAAAUUUUUAAAAAAUAUAACAAAUAAACUUUUAAAUAUUUUUAUCAUAUCGAAAU
This is a messenger RNA of Centruroides sculpturatus (bark scorpion), 2442 nucleotides long. Its product is annotated as calpain-B-like. Lineage: Eukaryota; Metazoa; Arthropoda; Arachnida; Scorpiones; Buthidae. Gene Ontology annotation, biological process: proteolysis. Gene Ontology annotation, cellular component: cytoplasm. The transcript has 20 exons. Gene Ontology annotation, molecular function: calcium-dependent cysteine-type endopeptidase activity; calcium ion binding. The record is from RefSeq and is a predicted model, not a curated record. The coding region runs from base 67 to 2316 and encodes 749 amino acids.